This is a messenger RNA of Calliphora vicina (urban bluebottle blowfly), 2851 nucleotides long. RefSeq lists its product as uncharacterized. Bases 83 to 1330 code for a protein of 415 amino acids. Lineage: Eukaryota; Metazoa; Arthropoda; Insecta; Diptera; Calliphoridae. The transcript is spliced from 3 exons. The record is from RefSeq and is a predicted model, not a curated record.
UUCAUUCACAAUAUUGUGUCAUUAAAUAAAAAUUAAAUUAAGAAAUUAGUUUUUAGCUCAUAAAAAUUCUUAAUUCUGCAAUAUGAGUUGUUUUGGUUUAUGUGGCACCGAAAAAAAGCCCAAUAAAUAUGAUGAAUUCAGGGUAGUUUAUAACAGGGCGGCGGAUACUGUGGUUAUAGAAACCCAAACCUCCGAUCAUGAAGUUCCCCAAAAAACACACAAUACAGUGGCAAUAAUUGAUUGUGGCACUUCUGUUAUAAGGGCGGGGUUUGCAGGCGAUGAAGCUCCUUUAAUAACAAUACCCACAAUUGUGGGUAAAUCCACUGUUGAUGAUAUAACUAAAAAAGUAUUUGGUUCUACAGCUCUAACCAGUAGUAAUGCCUAUAAACUUACAUAUCCAGUGGAAAGAGGUUUUAUCAAAGAUUGGCAUGAUGCCGAAGAACUACUAGAACAUGUGAUCGAGAAGGACUUGCACAUACAACCUAAAAUGCAACAAUUGAUGCUUACCGAAGCGCCCAAUAAUCCACCAGCCAAUCAAGAAAAAACUGCCGAAAUGAUGUUUGAAAAAUUUCAAUUCAAUUCGUUUCUCCUAGUGCCCUCUACACCAAUGGGCAUGUAUGGUUAUGGCUCAACAACUGGAGUUAUAGUAGAAUCUGGUGCCGGACAAACUCAUAUUGUGGCUAUUAAAGAUGGUGACUAUAUAAAAGAUUCGUAUAGACAUAUACCAUUAGGUGGCAAUGAUUUAACCAAAUAUAUGGGUCAAAUUUUAACCCAAAGUGGUAAUGCCAGGUACUUCCAUGGCAAACGUAACGAACAGGAAAUUUUAAAUGAAAUCAAACGUAUUGGCUGUCAUAUAGUUCUGAACUAUGAUGAAGAAUUGAAAAAUUCUCAAAUGAAUCCUGAUUUUAUAGCUGAUCAUGCUAUAUUGCGUGAUGGCACUAUGAUUGGUUUGAAAACAGAGUCCUAUCAGGUGCCCGAGUUGUUAUUUAAGCCGGAAAUAAUUGGUAUUCAUACGGGUGGCAUACCGCAAAAUAUUUACGAAUGCAUUGAAGCUUGCGAUCCUGUUCUAAAAACACAAUUAUAUGGCAAUAUUUGUUUGUGUGGUGGCAACACCAUGUUUCACGGCAUACGAGAUCGUUUACUUUGGGAAGUGAGAACUUUUGCGGGACCCAAUGUCAAUGUGAAGAUUAAUGCUUUGCCUCAGCGAGAAAAUUUAGUUUUCUUGGGAGCUUCUCUGUUGGGUGUUUGUCCAAAGUUGAGAGAUAAUUUGAUAUCGUAUCAGGAAUAUCGGGAGGUUGGUGCUCAAAUAGUGCAUUGGAAAUUCUUUUGAUUGUUCGAAGGAUUUAUAAAAUAUUGAUUUGGAAGUCUCAAGGUGGCUGAAACAACUCAUAAAGCAGAAUUUUAUAUAAAUUUAUUUAUGGAAAUAGAAAAAUAAUGAUUUCAAUUUUAAACAAAGCUGCUAAUCUUUUGCUAGUGUUAUUCGAUUUUAAAAUUAUGUGAUACUCUGAAACUUCUAGUUUUUGAGACAAAUAUCAUGGCAAAUUUAUUUAUUCAGGAGCCGAAUUACCGAAUUCGUGAUCGAACAAAUAGUCAAAUAGUUCGACUCUUUGACAGCAGUACCUAACUCUAAACAUGUGUUAGUAACAAAAAUGUACAUGUGUUGGUGCCUUUUUAAAUUUCACCAGACACACAGAGUUCUAUAAAAAUGUUUAAAUUUUUAUUUAUUUCAAUAUUUUCAAUACCAUAAAUUGAGACUCUGUUCUAUAUUUUAAAUUCUUCCACAAACAAAAUAAAAUGUCAAGUCUCAAGUCAAGUCUAAAGUCAAGCCUCAAGUCUCAAGUCAAGUCUCAAGUCAAGUCUCAAGUCAAGUCUCAAGUCAAGUCUCAAGUCAAGUCUCAAGUCAAGUCUCAAGUCAAGUCAAGCCUCAAAAUUGUUUCUCCAAACAAUUUCUGGAAAGGGAUGUUUCAAUGUACCAAUUUUUCGCGCAAGGUCAAUUUUGCAAAAGACAAAUCUUUGAAAGACUGGGCAAAAUCAUCAACGGGUUCCACAAAAUCUUCAACGGCAAAGCAAAAAAUGUUGAUGAUUUGUGGACAAUGGGACCAACUUAUUCGACAAAAGUGGUGACUUGGAGACACUUAACUCCAGUCUUCCUUCAGAGAUGUUUAGAGUUAGGUACUUUUUCAAUAACACAUGUUUAGAGUUAGGUACUGCUGUCAAAGAGUUGUUAUACUUUGGUACUAAAUUUCUUGAUCGAUAUGAUGAUAAUUUGGCUCCAGAUAUGUGAUGAAAAUCUAUCGAUUUCAAAACUAUAGAUUUGAAAAGAUGUGAUGUUUUUCUAUCGACUUCACAGAUGUUUUAACAAAUGACAUCUUCUUCUCUAUCAAAUGACAAAUAUAUAAUAUUUAAGUUCAAACGAUCUAGGCAAUAAAAAAUCGUUAUUUUAACGUCAUGGAAUGACUCAUUAAUUCUAUAUUGGAAGGUCCUCAAGUCAAGUCUCAAGUCAAGUCUCAAGUCAAGACUCAAGUCAAGUCUCAAGUCAAGUCGCAAGUCAAGACAAGUCUCAAAUCAAGUCAAGUCUCAAGUCUCAAGUCAAGUCAAGUCUCAAAUCAAGUCAAGUCUCAAGUCAAGUCUCAAGUCAUGUCUCAAGUCAAGUCUCAAGUCAAGUCUCAAUUCAAGUCUCAAGUCAAGUCUCAAUAUGCAUAAAUCGUCGUAUUUACGGUCAAUUGGCAAAUUAUUCAAAUUAAUUUUCAAUAACGUAUUUGCAACAUCAGUUUUCGCACGGUCAUGAUUGUAUGAUGAAUGAUCAAAUUGAACGCUUCUGCUAGUUCAGAUAUGAGCUUAAUUAGUUAAA